AUUUUCGGCCCUGUUGCUCGCAAUUGCAUAGGAAAUGCAGUGUUUUCAUUUAAAAAAUAAAGUUUUGAACGAUAUAGCGAAGUAUUUGUGCGUGAAAUGGAAGGAGAUAAUACGAUGCCAAUAUUUGUGAAAAAAAUAGUGUUGGAGCGCAUUAAAGCUGCUGCUACGGAUUGUGCAAAAGCGGCAGUCGCACUAAAGCUUCGUGCAUCGAAUUGUGUAAUUUUUAUUUUAUUUCUUUCCCUAAACCAUGUCUGCAAUUUAGAAAGGGUGAAAUUCAUAAUACGAGUAUAAAGUUCCACUUACAAAUGUGUGAAGCAUGCAGGAAAUGCAACAAAUGGGUGAAGUUGUGUGGACGUAAAGAUUCCAAGUUUAAGUCAAUCAGGAACGUCACCAAAGAUACAUAUAUUUGUUCUUUACACUUCUUUGGAGAAUCUGGACCAAAGAAGAGUAUCCAGACCCGAUAGAAUGUCGGCCGACAACGAUAAAAGAGACAAAAGUCUAGAAGGUGCUUGGAGCAAAAGUAUCAACGAUUCUCAUUGAAGUCUGAGGAAUCUACUUCUAGUAUAGGGAGCAGUUGCUUUACUGGAGAAGAGGAGAGCCGAGAAACGAAUUCAACUGAUGUCGAAAUCGAAGAAGUCAAAGCAUUCCGUGAUCCUGAGCCAAAUUUUUCUACUGAGAUGCAAAGCAUGGACAUGGAAUCUAAAGGUAAUGACGGGGGACAGGCUUUUUCUUCUGCAGGAACACAGACAAAUUUUUAGACUCUUCAAGAACUUGAAGGGAUGGAAUCUACAACCGAUGGUAAGAUAAUCAUUUCCGUCUCUGCAGGAACGCAAACCGAUUUUGAGGAUUUUGACGAAUCUAAGGUGGUGGAAUCUCAAAGUACCAUGAAAGUACCUAAAGUUAGAUCUACAUGCAUUCAGACAUCAAAGCGAUUGAUCAAGCCACUUGUCAUUCAAGAGUCAUUAAAAAAUCCCUGUUCGAUGUGUAAAGACAUUCCAGAAAAUUCAAAGUCUCCUGCUCAGCGAUUCGAAGAUUCUUUAAAAAACUAUAAUGAUAAAUGUAUUUUUUACACAGGUUUACAUUUUAAGUACAUCACGGUUAUAAUGUCGUUCAUCGGCGAUGUCGCGAAUAGUUUAAAUUACUGGGGUUCGAGUCGUAAAAGUAAUGCUAACGAAAAACACAAAGCGAGACGUAAAUUGACACCUUUGCAGGAAUUAAUUCUUGUUCUUACUCGCUUAAGAUGUGGGUUACUUCUCGAAGGCAUGUCAUACCGGUUUGAAGUUAGUGUUGAGCUAUUGAGCUCUAUAAAUAUUACAUGGAUCCAAUGUUUGUAUCUGCAUUUUUCGACAAGAUUAAGGCCAAAAAUGUUUGCCAGCCGCCGGCAAGUAGAAAAAUAUUUACCGAAAAUAUUUCGAAACUUUAAAAACCUUCGAGUUAUUUUAGACUGUACUGAAUUCUUUUGCGAGGCACCCGCGAAAUUUGAGCAUCAAGGAAAUUUGUAUUCACAGUAUAAAGGUCAUACGACAUUUUAAGUUUUACUUGGUUGUACUCCGAAAGAUGCCAUAAGCUUUCUUUCUGACGUUUAUGAAGGGGCAAUUUCAGAUCGCGAAAUCGUCAUUAAAUCUAAACUAGUAGAUCUUUUACAACCCGGCGACGUUGUUCUUGCAGAUAGAGGCUUUACUAUCGAAGACCUUGUCGAAAGUGUAGGCGCAUCUCUGAACAUACCACCAUUCCUUAGACAAAGAAAUCGUUUUACAGCACAAGAGAAAAUCGCAACGAAGAAAGUUGCUAAAGAACGCAUUUACGUUUAACAUGCAGUGGGUAAACUAAAACUGUUUCGCAUUUUACAAAGGACUAUUCCAUUAAGCAUGAGAGGAAUAAUAUCGCAAUUAGUGUUUGUUUGCGCAUGUCUUGUAAAUUUUCAAGAACCAAUUGUAUAUGACGAGGGUUAAGUUGUAUAAUUCUUAUUAAGCUGGUAAUAAGCGUUGAAUAAAGAAUAAGAAUAGGAUAUCAUUGAUGCGUUUUUUAAGAAUAUUAAAUAAAUUAUUAAAUUAUAAAUAAAUAUAAAUUUGAAUAUUCUUCGAAUUUAUAAGUUAUAAAAAGAUUUAAUUUUGAAAAAUAGGUUAAAUGAAUGCUUUCGAUAAAUUUUACUCAGUCGAUUCGUCUCAAACGAGUCUCUCGUACUAUUUCUAAGGUAAUUCCUAAUGUCAAUCGUUCGUUUGUUUCUCGUACUACUUCUAAUGUAAUUUUUAAUGUCGAACGUUCGUUUGUCUCGCAUACUAUUUCCCACGUAAUUUCGAAUGUAAAUCGUUCGUUUGUCUCUCCUACUAGUUCUAAUGUAAUUAAAUGGAAGAAUAAAUAAUCUUUCGCAAU
This is a messenger RNA of Belonocnema kinseyi, 2373 nucleotides long. RefSeq lists its product as uncharacterized. NCBI's taxonomy places the organism in Eukaryota, Metazoa, Arthropoda, Insecta, Hymenoptera, Cynipidae. The record is from RefSeq and is a predicted model, not a curated record. The transcript has 2 exons. Bases 780 to 1532 code for a protein of 250 amino acids.